AUGUCUAAGCGUGGGAAAAAGAAUGAAUCUGGUUCCUCUGAGAAAAGUGUAAAAGAAACUAAGCCCAAAAAGUCUCCAAAGAAGAAGUCUGCUAUAGUUGAAGACCCUAUUAUUCAAGAAGUUUCUAUUGCUGAGGUCACACCUGUUGAGCCUACCAUUGUUGAAGAGACUCAAAAGGAAGAAAUAAUUCCUUUGAAGACUGGGGUUUUUCGUAGACUUAAAAUGAAGUCUCAUUAUUUAUGUAAAUCUUCACCUAAUGUUGUUUGCAAGCCUCAAGUGACACAUCAAGGUGUGUUAAUUCGCGAAGUUCCAACGCCUGUUUCUCUGUCUUUGAAGAAACGCAAGGCUGAAGAUAUGGCCAAACACUUGUCUAAAAAGAAGAAGAAGAAGUCACGAAAUCUUGUGAUUACAAAUGAGUCUACUGAAGAAGAUGAACGAAUUCCUGAAACUCCAAAUCUUGAUCUCAUUAAAGAACUUUCAACUCCUGAACAAACAAGUAUUAUUCCACCUGAAGUUUCGAAUGUCAAGUCAUCUAAUGAGGCGACACGAACUUUGGACAUCACUGUACACGUAUCUAAUAUGGAUACAAAUGUCAAUAUGGGUGAAGAAGAUCCGAAGGAUGAUAUUCAAGGUAAUCCUAUUUCCACUACUUUUGAAACUUUUGUCUCUCUACCUCCUCAAAUUAGUACUGUUACUUCUACCACUGAUUCACCAACAUUCGAACACAUCAUAAAUCAACCUUUCACUUCCAUAUUUUCUUCACAAUCAACUGAUCCACCCAAAUCCAUUUCACCUAUUGAUGAAACCAUUCUCAUGGAAACUGAUACGGAUAACAAAGGUUUUGGAGGAACCUUUGAGACUUUAGCAUUUGAUGAUAAUGAAGCAGAUUUUCUGGAUCAUAUGCUGAUGACUAUGAAAUAA
This is a messenger RNA of Lactuca saligna, 921 nucleotides long. The record is from the annotation of a GenBank genome assembly. NCBI's taxonomy places the organism in Eukaryota, Viridiplantae, Streptophyta, Magnoliopsida, Asterales, Asteraceae.